Eruca vesicaria subsp. sativa (arugula) is the source of this 1768-nucleotide messenger RNA. The record is from the annotation of a GenBank genome assembly. NCBI's taxonomy places the organism in Eukaryota, Viridiplantae, Streptophyta, Magnoliopsida, Brassicales, Brassicaceae.
AUGGCUACUAGUGGUGAUCUUGAGAGUACUCGUCCCUUGGCUCAGUUUACACCCACUUUUCUAGGAGAUCACCUUUUCUCUGUUCCCGUCGAUGGUUCUGAGUUUGAUGCAAUUGAGCAUGAGAUUGAAUCGGUUAUGAAGCCGUAUGUUCGAGAUAUGCUCAUGUCUACUCACACCUGUGACAAGGAGAAGAUUCAUCUCAUUCACUUGCUUAUCAGUCUAGCCAUCUCCCACUAUUUCGAAAACGAAAUCGAAGAGAUAAUAAACAAAGCUUUUGGGAGGUUAGAAGUCUUGAUUGCCAAGGAAGAUGAUCUAAAAACAAUCUCUACUAUGUUUGAGGUUUUCAGAUUGUAUGGUCACAAAAUGUCUUGUGAUGUGUUCGAAAAAUUCAGAGGGGGACAUGAUGGAAAGUUCAAGGAAAGUGUAGCUCGAGAUGUUAGAGGGAUGUUACAGUUGUACCAAGCAUCAUACCUCAAAUCAAAAGAUGAGGAUAUAAUGGAAGAAGCAAGAAGUUUCACUAGGACUCACUUGGCUGCACUGAGUUCUACUACUCAACCACAUCUCUCUAAGCAUAUACAAAACGCAUUGUACAUACCAAGAUAUCACUGCAUAGAAAUAGUAGUUGCAAGAGAAUAUAUCUCUUUUUACGAACAAGAAGAAGAUCACGAGGAGAAUCUUCUCAAGUUUGCGAAACUCAACUUCAGCUACUGCCAGUUGCAUUACAUCAAAGAGCUCAAAUAUGUCACAAAAUGGUGGAAAGAGCUAGAUCUUGCGUCUAAACUACCUAAUACCUUUCGAGAUAGAAACGUGGAGAUCUAUUUUGGCAUGAUGGGUAUAUAUUUCGAACCACGAUACUCCCUUGCGAGAGUUAUAGGCACUAAAAUCUCCAUGAUCAUGACGGUUGUUGAUGAUACAUAUGACGCCUAUGGCACGCUUCCUGAAGUUAUACGUUUCACUGAUGCCUUGCAAAGGUGGGAUAUUGGAACCAUUGAAGAUCUACCAAAUUAUAUGCAAAUUAUUUUCCGAACAUUGUGGAAAGUUAUGCAAGAUAUCGAACGAGAAAUGAGCUCGCUUGGAAGACCUGGUGGUGUGCAACCGACUAUAGAUGAGAUAAAGAGAUUGGCAAAGCAAGGGCACCUAGAGAUAGCAAAAUGGGCACGCUCAGGUCACGUGCCAAGCUUUGAGGACUACAUGGAGGUUGGAAUCGUCACAGGCGCAGUGGAUGAUAUGGCAGUCUACAGCUUUCUAGGGAUGGAAGAUUGUGAUGAGAAGAUAAUGUACGAGUGGUUUGCUUCUAGACCUAAAGUCAUUCUAGCUCUCAAUGUGGUGCUUCGUCUGGUUAACGACAUAACCACAUUUGAGGAAGAGUUGGAGAGAGGAGAGGUUGCAAAUGGAGUCAACUGUUACAUGAAGCAACAUGGUGUCAGCCAAGAAGAGGCGGUUAUAGAAUUGAAGAAGAUAAUUAAAGAUCACCAUGAGAUGAUGAUGGAGGAGUUCUUUAAAGCUUUAUCUACUGUGCCACGCCAGAUUGUAAUGCGAGUCUUCAAUAUUGCACGUGUGAUCAAUUUGUUCUACAAGGAAGGUGAUGGGUUUGGUCAUCCAGAUGAAAAUCUCAAAGCUCACUUUACCUCUUUGUUUUUAUAAAUUUCGUAUUGUGAUAAUCUCUUCUUUUUUUUUUUUGUAAAAGGGCAUGUGUAAUCUAUGUGUUUCAAGUUGUUGUCUGAGUUUUUAUUUUUUUUAAUAUUUAGUGAAUGAUUUAGGCCUACGG